Molecule: messenger RNA, 819 nt
Organism: Phyllostomus discolor (pale spear-nosed bat)
Lineage: Eukaryota; Metazoa; Chordata; Mammalia; Chiroptera; Phyllostomidae
Gene: GNG3
Product: G protein subunit gamma 3
Exons: 3
Coding region: 229-456 (75 amino acids)
Biological process (GO): G protein-coupled receptor signaling pathway
Cellular component (GO): heterotrimeric G-protein complex
Molecular function (GO): G-protein beta-subunit binding
Source: RefSeq, a predicted model, not a curated record
GGUACCAGCUGUCUGGGCAGUGCUUGAGCUGCAGAAACUGGGACCAGCCCUCGGCAGACCACUGACUGGACCCACCCAGUGGCCUUCUCUGUAUUAGCAGCUUCUGCUGCUGCAUCAGGCACUUUCAGCUGCGACUCCCUGCAAGGUGGGGCACCCAUCUCAGGCAGGAGGUUUUCGUGUAUCCCACUGAUUCUACUCCCCAGGGCUUCGGCUGCCUGUGGCCUCAGGAUGAAAGGGGAGACGCCUGUGAACAGCACUAUGAGUAUUGGGCAAGCCCGCAAGAUGGUGGAACAGCUUAAGAUUGAGGCCAGCUUGUGCAGGAUAAAGGUGUCCAAGGCAGCAGCAGACCUGAUGACUUACUGUGAUGCCCACGCCUGUGAGGAUCCCCUCAUCACCCCUGUGCCCACUUCGGAGAACCCCUUCCGGGAGAAGAAGUUCUUCUGUGCCCUCCUCUGAGCUGCCAGGUCCCUCUCACAACUCACCUUAUCCUCUCCUGAGCCCUUCCUUAGGUCAGUAACUGUCAUCAGCCCUUGAGGGUCCCUUGCAUACUCUUCCUGGCCCUUGCCCAAACCUGUGAGGUUAUCUGAAGCACAAGGCCCUCCCCUCACCUAUCUGUCGACCCCACUUCCAUGCCCACCGGGGGCCCCUUUGCCCCUCCCACUACAGGGCCACCAGAUUCUUGCCAGAUUCCUGCCCGCUUCCUUCUGUGACCCACUCACACAUGGAGAGAGGGAUGGGCUGGGUGCUUGCUCCCAGUCUCACCUGGAGCUAUUGGAAGGGCAAAGCCAUUUGAAGAAUAAAAUCAUCCAUAGUCUCAGA